Drosophila rhopaloa is the source of this 2264-nucleotide messenger RNA. RefSeq names its product FAS-associated factor 2 (gene Faf2). Gene Ontology annotation, molecular function: ubiquitin binding. NCBI's taxonomy places the organism in Eukaryota, Metazoa, Arthropoda, Insecta, Diptera, Drosophilidae. Gene Ontology annotation, cellular component: endoplasmic reticulum. The coding region runs from base 429 to 1823 and encodes 464 amino acids. The transcript is spliced from 4 exons. The record is from RefSeq and is a predicted model, not a curated record.
UUUUUCUAUAUUCUAUAUCAAAAGUUGAAAAUAACAUAGAAUUCCAAUAAGGUGAAGAGAAAUUAUAUGUGCGCACUUAGCUGCGGCAAACGCUGCAGGAAGCAGUGAGAACGUAUCGGCAAGAAGAAGAACAAGCAAUCACCUGCGAAAAAGAAAUAAAUUGCCGAGAAAUGUUAAAGACCUUGUAGUGCGGCUGUUUGGCGUGCGUUGAAAUGAUUCCUGGCGACCAGUAGAAGCAUUUAGUGACCACGCAACUCAUCCCCCAUCCCCCGCUGCAAAGGUUAAGCAACUGGACAAAGGCCAUCUACAACAACAACACCACAGAGGCAGCCACAGCCAUUUGGCACCCACACUCAAACACAACACACACAUACACUGCGUAGAAGACAACAACAACUGGGAAUCGGAGGCCUUCAACUGCUGGAAAAAUGGAAGCGGACGGAUUAACCAACGAACAGACGGAAAAGGUCCUACAGUUCCAGGACCUUACCGGCAUCGAGGACAUGAACGUGUGCCGCGACGUCCUAAUCAGACAUCAAUGGGAUCUCGAGGUUGCCUUCCAGGAGCAGCUAAAUAUUCGCGAGGGUCGCCCCACCAUGUUCGCCGCCUCCACGGACGUACGAGCACCCGCUGUGAUCAACGACCGCUUCCUGCAGCAGGUGUUCUCCGCCAACAUGCCUGGCGGACGGACAGUGAGCCGGGUACCUAGUGGCCCCAUACCCCGCAACUUCACCGGUAUCCUUGGCUACGUGAUUAACUUCGUGUUCCAGUACUUCUACUCAACGCUGACGAGCAUCGUGAGUGCGUUUGUGAACCUGGGCGGUGGAAACGAGCCGCGUUUGGUGACAGAUCCGCUCGGCGACGUGAUGAAGUUCAUUAGGGAGUACUAUGAGAGGUACCCCGAGCACCCAGUCUUCUAUCAGGGCACCUAUGCCCAAGCCCUGAACGAUGCCAAGCAGGAGCUGCGCUUCCUGAUCGUUUAUCUGCACAAGGAUCCCGCCAAGAACCCCGAUGUUGACUCUUUCUGCCGCAAUACACUCUCGUCAAGAUCGGUUAUUGACUACAUUAACACUCACACCCUGCUGUGGGGCUGCGACGUGACCACACCGGAGGGCUAUCGGGUGAUGCAGUCGAUCACGGUGCGAAGCUACCCGCUGAUGGUGAUGAUCAGCCUUCGGGCGAAUCGCAUGAUGAUCGUUGGACGCUUUGAGGGGGAUUGUACGCCCGAGGAGCUUCUGCGCCGCCUCCAGUCGGUGACGGCUGCCAAUGAGGUGUGGCUAAGUCAGGCGCGUGCAGAUCGUUUGGAGCGUAAUUUUACACAGACUUUAAGGCGACAGCAGGACGAGGCUUACGAGCAAAGUUUGCUUGCGGACGAGGAGAAGGAACGCCAGCGGCAAAGGGAGCGAGAUGCGGUGCGGCAGGCGGAAGAGGCUGUGGAGCGGGCCCGACGCGAUGUGGAGCUCCGCAAGGAGGAGGUUGCCCGUCAAAAGAUCGAACUGGCCACUUUAGUGCCAUCAGAACCGGCAGUGGAUGCAGUCGGCGCCAUCGCCGUCGUCUUCAAGCUGCCCAGUGGAACACGACUCGAGCGGCGCUUCAACCAGACGGAUUCGGUGCUGGACGUUUAUCACUAUCUCUUCUGCCAUCCUGCUUCGCCGGACCAGUUUGAGAUCACAACGAAUUUCCCGAAGCGGGUGCUCUACUCGAAGGCGGACGUAGAUGCCGCCGAAGGAGCAGGCGCAGCCAACGAGACGCUGAACAAGAGUCUCCAGGACGUGGGCCUCAAGAACCGCGAAGUGCUGUUCGUAAACGAUCUGGAAGCGUAACCAAGCACCACCUACCAAAUGAUAGCAUCAUCGUGUUACCAGCUGCAACGCAUUACCAAAACUUGAACCAAGUUUUAAGUAGUCGUAGUCAACGUCCAAGUCGGAGGAUAGACAGAAAAACUAUUCCUAAUUUAAUCAUGAAUAUUAAUAUAAAUAAUUGUUUAACAAUGCUUAGGUUGAUUCUCUUGUAAUCUACGCACCACCACCCACCCGUUCCUCCCGCAAACAUUCACACAUAAGUAAAAGUCUUUUCCAGAAUAAUUUCCGUAAAUCACAUGUUUAAUUUCUUUUUACUUAAGGAUUUUUGUUAUGUUAGCUGUACUUAUACUUCCGUCUAUUUAAUCAAAAUAGAGCCAGAGUCUUGUUAUUUGACAAAGAGUUUGAGUUUAAUCUGAAUGUGGUCGAAUUGAAUAAAUCAAAGUUAUAAAUAAUCAUGUUUAA